Molecule: messenger RNA, 1310 nt
Organism: Fukomys damarensis (Damara mole-rat)
Lineage: Eukaryota; Metazoa; Chordata; Mammalia; Rodentia; Bathyergidae
Gene: Cd8a
Product: CD8a molecule
Exons: 6
Coding region: 95-808 (237 amino acids)
Source: RefSeq, a predicted model, not a curated record
AGGGUGCAACUUCCCCCCUCCGCGGCCCCUGGUUUCUGGGCGCCUCCCCUCGCGCCCAGCUUCAGGCUUCGCCUUGCGUGGAGGAGCGCACGCCAUGGCCCCGCGGCUCACCGCCUGGCUGCUGCUGCAGGUGGCCCUGCUGCUCCACGCCGCUGAGGCCCAAGGGUCCAACCAGUUCCGAAUGUCGCCGCAGAAGGUGGUCGCCGGAGUGGGCGAUAAGGUGACGCUGCGCUGCGAGGUGCUAGUACGCAACGUGCUGCCGGGCUGCUCUUGGCUCUUCCAGCCGCGCGGCGCCACCCGCAGUCCCACCUUUCUCAUGUACCAGUCGGGGUCGCAGCCCAAGCUAGCCUCGGGUCUGGACGAGAAGCGAUUCAUGGGCGCCAAGAGCAGUAACACCUACACCCUCACUGUGAACGGCUUCCGCGAGCAGGACGAAGGCUACUAUUUCUGCUCGGUCGUCGCCAACACGGUUCUCUACUUCAGCCCCCUCCUUCCCGUCUUUCUGCCAGCUGCACCCACCACGACGCCUGCUCCGCCUCCCACCACGCAGGCACCCAGCGCGUCGUCCCGGUCAGUGAGCCCCGAGACUUGUGUGCUCUCCAAGGGCAGCAAAGCGAACACGAGGUGGCUGGAUCUUACCUGCGACGUCUACAUCUGGGCGCCCUUGGCCGGGACUUGCGCGGUCCUUCUGCUGUCCCUGGUCCUCGCUGUCGUCUGCCUCCGCAGGAACAGACAUCGUGUUUGCAAAUGUCCCAGGCCUCAAGCCAGAUCUGGAGGCAAGCCCAGCCCUUCGGAGAAAUUCGUUUAACAUGGCACUGGCCUGUGCAACAGCCACUACAUGACUUCCUACUGGGACCGUUCCUUGGAGAUCAAGUGCUUCUCUUUUGGGUUUUCCAGUCUUCCUGUGUAUUCAUUCUCAUUAUUUAGUUGGGGUGGGGUGAGUUACUUUUUCUUCAUGUUAUUUACUUUGACAAAAAACAAAACCAUUUAGUGUCUACAGUUCACAAUGAGUCACAAUGCCAUUGCACAUACUGGGGGAUGUGGGUAGGAAGCCAGGUUCUGAGAUGCUGGAAUUCACUUUUCCACACACUUGAGGGCCAGCGGCACCCUAUGGCCAUCCUUCCCUAAUUACUCCCAUCUACCCACAUGGGUUCAGGUACCACUCUACGAGCAUUCUAUAUAAACCCAGGUCAAAGCACAUGCAGCCCCUUUUUGAGCCCAAAAGCCUGAGUUAUCAGCACCACCUGCACUGUUCCUUUUCUGUUGUCCAUUUCUGUUUGUGACCUUCAAUAAACACAGCUGCUUUUCCC